Mangifera indica (mango) is the source of this 1736-nucleotide messenger RNA. Its product is annotated as transcription factor MYB98-like. Gene Ontology annotation, biological process: regulation of DNA-templated transcription. Gene Ontology annotation, cellular component: nucleus. The transcript has 3 exons. Bases 361 to 1617 code for a protein of 418 amino acids. The record is from RefSeq and is a predicted model, not a curated record. Gene Ontology annotation, molecular function: DNA-binding transcription factor activity, RNA polymerase II-specific; RNA polymerase II cis-regulatory region sequence-specific DNA binding. NCBI's taxonomy places the organism in Eukaryota, Viridiplantae, Streptophyta, Magnoliopsida, Sapindales, Anacardiaceae.
UAAUGCAUAUUAAUUUGGUUAUAAUUGUGUUUCAUUCUCUAAUAUAAAAAUGAGAGUCUAAAUUUGAUAUCAAUGUGGGAAUAAGAGAGAGAGAAGCAAAUUUAAUCCAUUUCAGUUAUAUUUUUUUAACCACUAAUUCACUUUUAAUAUCUAGUUAUCAAGAAUAUUAACUGUCAAGUGCCAAGGUCCGGGAAUUAAUUUAUUCUAAUCAGACAUUAAAGAAUAUUUGUAAAUUAAAAAAGAAAAAGAGCUUAAUGGCCAUAAUUGUAAAAUGAAAAGGAAAGUAAUGCAUUCUCUUGCUCACAUAUUAAGGAGCACAAAGGUGACAAUUUCAGAACGCUCAAAGCAUGCUUUCUUUUCAUGGAGCUUGAAACUGAUACACACCUAAAGCAAAAUCAUGCCCCACUGUUCUUCUUUCAUGAAAAAUACAUGAAACCCUGCAUAAAAACUGAGAUUCCUUUUGAUGAAGGACCUUCUUCCAAAGGCUACCUUCAAGAUUUUCACCAUCUUGAUACCCAUUUUCGAGCAAAUGGGUGUUCCUCAAAUCCUAUGUUUGGAGUCCAGACUCCAUAUUUGGACUCUUUGGAAGCUUUCUCUGCUGCAUAUCCUUGCUCAUUAUCAAACUUUGAUGUUUAUGAGUGUAAUCCAUUUGCUGAUAAUUUUCACAGUGGAGGAUCCUUGGAGCAUCAUCAAGUUAUAAAUCCUCAGCUGGUUGAUAUUACGGGAUCCAGUCAGAGCCGCAUGCCAAUAAGUUAUCAAGAAAUAAAACCCGUGAAUUUUGCAGGAUCAGAUGAAGUUUCAUGCGUAAGUGCAGAUGAUAUUGCUAGUUACUAUAAGAAAGCUAACAUGGAUACGAUUAAUAGUAAGGCCUAUCUUUCGACAAGGUCACUGAAAGCUGGUAAGAAAUACAAAGUAGUGAAGGGGCAAUGGACAAUUGAUGAAGACAGGCUCUUGAUUAGACUGGUUGAACAGCAUGGCAUGAAAAAAUGGUCUCAUAUUGCGCAGAUGUUGCCUGGAAGAAUCGGCAAGCAGUGCAGAGAAAGAUGGCAUAAUCAUCUGCGGCCUGAUAUCAAGAAGGAUACUUGGAGUGAAGAAGAGGAUAAGGCGCUAAUAGAGGCGCAUGCAGAGAUAGGAAACAAAUGGGCAGAAAUAGCAAAGAGGUUGCCUGGAAGAACAGAAAACUCUAUCAAAAACCACUGGAAUGCAACCAAGAGAAGGCAAUUCUCCAAGCGAAAAUGUCGUUCAAAAAACCAGACAACCUCCCUUCUGCAAGAUUAUAUUAAGACCUUAAAUUUUACUUCAACCUCCACCAAACAUCAGGCGAAAACUUCCUCCAAGUUAGUACCAGAGAAGACACCUGCCGAUGAUGACUUCUGCUUGAGUGACCACUUGGUCCCGGAUUUUGAUUUUGAUGAAGUCCCGGAUUUUGACUUUGAUGAAGACAAGUUCUUUGAAGACAGCUGUAGCAUUGAUUCUCUUAUUAAGCAGGUGUCUUGUGCUCCUGUUGAUGCUGAUAAGAAAAGUCUUGAAAUGGAGUUGCCAUUAAUAGACACGGAAUAUCAAGUGAAGAAGGACCUGGAUUUGGUGGAGAUGAUUGCUGAAGCUAAUAAUCUGUAAAGACUGAGAAACCAGUACACAUAUGUAACAGAUAUCUUUGACCAUACGAAAGCCGGAAAUUGGUAAGAGUCUUGAAAUGGAGAUGUCUUGUGAAAUUUAGUGAUCAAAUGAGGAUAAAA